Messenger RNA from Odontomachus brunneus, 1099 nucleotides. RefSeq lists its product as uncharacterized. The record is from RefSeq and is a predicted model, not a curated record. The transcript has 4 exons. Gene Ontology annotation, biological process: regulation of transcription by RNA polymerase II. The coding region runs from base 197 to 1099 and encodes 300 amino acids. NCBI's taxonomy places the organism in Eukaryota, Metazoa, Arthropoda, Insecta, Hymenoptera, Formicidae. Gene Ontology annotation, cellular component: transcription regulator complex; nucleus.
GACAUCAUUUCCGUUCGUAAGACUGCCCCGCCCUUACUUUAGCUGUAACCUUAAUCCUCAAGCGAUUUGGCGAAAUUUCAUUUCUUACGACUAAAAAUUUAUGGAUUAAGUCGAACGCAAUGUGAUAAUCAAUCAGAAGUGAGACGAACAAGUACGCACAUGUAAAAAUAUGGUGCUUUAUUGACGGGUUUGCACAAUGGAUCCGAACGUAGAUAUUGAUUUCAGUGAAGUACCACAGGAAAAUAUCGAUGAUGAGAUUCUAAUUUGUAUUGUGAAAGAGAAUCCAGUGCUAUAUGUAAAAACAUUAAAAGAUUACAAAAAUAAGGACCUAAAACGUGAUAUAUGGAAAAGUAUUGGGAAAACGCUUGACUGUACAGGUGACCAAGCAGAGGGACGUUGGAAUACUCUUCGCAAUAUAUUCACGAAGAAGUUACGAGAAAUGAAGAUAGGUCAACCUAGUGGUUCUGGGUAUAAAAAGAUGAAAAUGUGGGUCUACUUCAAACAAAUGUCUUUCUUGGCACCGCACAUUGCACAUAGAAUGUCACGCAGCUCUGUGGCAGAUUCUCAGCAAGAAAAAACUAUGACAUCGCAAAGUAUUCUGAAGUCCUCUCUAUUCACUGAAGAAUCUACAGUGAAGACAAUGUCGAGUCCAUUACCAUCAAAUAAUAUAUUGAAUUCCGAAAAUAUGCUGACAUGCUCUGACGAUAACAUUAACAAUAUUUUAUCUGAUAACACAUCAGUUAGUACCUCAGAUCAGCAAUCUCCUGUUACCGUACAAGAUUGUGAGGGCAAUGUAUUAGAGUGUGUAAAUAAUAGAAUGCAACAGAAUAAAGCUGCAGACAUUGUUACCGAGGCUGUGAACAACUCAAUCCGGAAGAAGAAAGUGGUACCAGCUCCAGAUCGAUUUGCAGCGAAAAGACAAAAAGGAAUGGAAACAAUGGAAAAUGUACUAUCCCAGUCUUCUCAUGCCUUAAAUGUUGUUGCAACGGCAUACAUGCAUCGUGCUGCUGCUGCUCAGAGUGUUUUCUUCUCGCCAAGAGCCAGGAAUGACAUUGCCAUUGUCAUCAAAAUAGUCAACAUAACCAGAUGGACAGUAUGA